This is a messenger RNA of Grosmannia clavigera kw1407, 1215 nucleotides long. Its product is annotated as pyridoxal-phosphate dependent enzyme. The record is from RefSeq and is a predicted model, not a curated record. NCBI's taxonomy places the organism in Eukaryota, Fungi, Ascomycota, Sordariomycetes, Ophiostomatales, Ophiostomataceae. Gene Ontology annotation, biological process: L-serine metabolic process; D-serine biosynthetic process; pyruvate biosynthetic process. The transcript has 2 exons. Bases 1 to 1215 code for a protein of 404 amino acids. Gene Ontology annotation, molecular function: L-serine ammonia-lyase activity; threonine racemase activity; pyridoxal phosphate binding.
AUGGCUGACCUCUCGACAUGUCCGCCAUUGACGCGGGCUUCCGUCGUCGAUGCCCACGCUCUGAUCCGUCCUUUUGUCCACCGCACGCCCGUUUUGACCAACAACACGCUCGAUGCGCUCGCCUCGACGCCUCGCACGCCAGAAGAGCUGGCCAGCACGCUGUGGGCGACGGCAGACUACCGGCCUGCUCGCCCGACGCUGCGGCUCUGGUUCAAAUGCGAAAAUAUGCAGCGCAUCGGCGCCUUCAAGGCACGCGGAGCCUUCCACGCAAUCGAGCGGCUCAAGCGCGAGCCGGGCUUUGUUGAGAGCGGCGGCGUGUCCAAGGGCGCGCUGGCGCUGGCAGCCCGCACGGCCGGCAUGCCUGCACACAUUGUGAUGCCGAGCAUAUCGGCACCUCCCAAGGUUGCGGCCACGCGUGGCUACGGGGCCAACGUGAUCUUCAGCGGGUCGACGGCGGCCGAGCGCGAGGCCGUGGCCACCGAUGUGAUCGCUGAGACGGGCGCGCGCAUGGUGCCGCCAUACGACCAUCCGGACAUCAUUCUGGGACAGGGCACCGUCGGGCUGGAGCUGCAGGAGCAGGUGGCUGCGGCCAAGGCGGAGGGCACAACAUCGUCGACGACCGGCACCGGCAUCGGGGCCCAUCCCACGGCCUUUCUGCGGGCUCCGACCUCGGCUUCGGCAUCGGCUUCGGCAUCGGCUUCGGCUGGUCUCGAUGCCAUGAUUGCGCCCGUCGGAGGAGGCGGCCUGCUGGCUGGCGUCGUGCUGUCGGCCGAGGGAACGGGCGUGCGCGUGUUUGGCGCAGAGCCGUCGCUGGACGGUGCAGACGACUGCGCGCGUGGACUGGCGCAGAAUAGACGCAUCGAGAGCGUCAAGACGCUGACGAUUGCCGACGGCCUACGCACGCCGGUCGGCCAGCACAACUGGCAGGUCCUGACGGGCGCUCACCAGGACCCCAAGGGCCAGGGCGUGCACGGCGUCUACACGGUCAGCGAGGACCAGAUCCGCGCCGCCCUGCGGCUGCUGCUGGAGCGGCUCAAGGUCGUGGUCGAGCCAAGCUCGGCCGUUCCGCUGGCGGUGGCGCUGUACAACGAAGACUUCCGGCGACGGGCGGAGCAAGAGGGUGGUGCGGCCGGCUGGGAUGUCGGGCUCGUCAUCAGCGGCGGUAACAUCAGCCUGGACGACGUGAGCAAGCUGCUGGCACCGAGCAAGGCGUGA